CUGGCUCCUCUCUGCAUCCUCCCCAACCUGCCAACAACAUGCACCUUGCCAGUGUGGUCAGCUCCUGCUCCCUCCUACUGCUAUUGGGGGCCCUUCCUGGAUGGGCGGCCAAUGAUGACCCCAUUGAGAAGGUCAUUGAAGGAAUCAACCGAGGGCUGACCAAUGCAGAGAGAGAGGUGGGCAAGGCCCUGGAAGGCAUCAAUAAUGGAAUCACUCACGCUGGAAGGGAAGUGGAGAAAGUUUUUAAUGGACUUAGCCACAUGGGGAGCCAGGCCGGCAAGGAACUGGACAAAGGCGUCCAGGGGCUCAACAGCGGCUUGGACAAGGUAGCCCAUGAGAUCAACAGUGGCAUCGGACAAGCAGGAAAGGAAGCUGAGAAGUUUGUCCAUGGGGUCAACAACGCUGCUGGACAGGUUGGGAAGGAGGCAGACAAAGUGAUUCAAGGGGUCCAUCAUGGGGUCAGCCAGGCUGGGAAGGAGGCGGAGAAGUUUGGUCAGGGGGUCCACCAUGGGGUUAACCAGGCUGGGAGCGAGGCAGAGAAGUUUGGCCAUGGGGUCCAUCAUGGGGUCAACCAGGCUGGGAAGGAGGCGGAGAAGUUUGGUCAGGGGGUCCACCAUGGGGUUAACCAGGCUGGGAAGGAGGCAGAGAAGUUUGGUCAGGGGGUCCACCAUGGGGUUAACCAGGCUGGGAAGGAGGCAGAGAAGUUUGGUCAGGGGGUCCACCAUGGGGUUAACCAGGCUGGGAAUGAGGCAGAGAAGUUUGGCCACGGGGUCCAUCAUGGGGUUAACCAGGCUGGAAAGGAGGCAGAGAAGUUUGGCCAGGGGGUCCACCAUGGGGUUAACCAGGCUGGGAGUGAGGCAGAGAAAUUUGGCCAUGGGGUCCAUCAUGGGGUUAACCAGGCUGGGAAGGAGGCAGAGAAGUUUGGUCAGGGGGUCCACCAUGGGGUUAACCAGGCUGGGAAGGAGGCAGAGAAGUUUGGUCAGGGGGUCCACCAUGGGGUUAACCAGGCUGGGAAGGAGGCAGAGAAGUUUGGUCAGGGGGUCCACUAUGCUGCUGGGCAGGCUGGGAAAGAGGGAGACAAGAUAAUCCAAGGAGUCCACCAUGGGGUUGACCAGGCUGGGAAAGAGGCAGAGAAGUUUGGCCAGGGGGUCCAUCAUGGAGUUAACCAGGCUGGAAAGGAGGUGGAGAAGUUUGGUCAGGGACUCCACCAUGGGGUUGACCAGGCUGGGAAGGAGGCAGAGAAGUUUGGCCAGGGGGUCCAUCAUGGAGUUAACCAGGCUGGGAAGGAGGUGGAGAAGUUUGGUCAGGGGGUCCACCAUGCUGCUGGGCAGGCUGGGAAAGAGGGAGACAAAAUAGUCCAAGGGAUCUAUCCUGGGGUCAACCAGGCUGGGCAGGAGGUGGAGCACUUUGGCCAGGGAGUUCACCAUGCCGUUGAACAGGCUGGAAAGGAGGCAGACAAAGUGGUCCAAGGGGUCCACGAUGGGGUCAACCAGGCCGGGAAGGAGGCAGAGAAAUUUGGCCAAGGGGUCCACCACGCUGCUGGCCAGGCUGGAAAGGAGGCGGAGAAACUUGGCCAAGGUGUUCACCAUGCUGCUGGCCAGGCCGGGAAGGAGGUGGACAGGUUGCCGCAGAAUGUUCAUAAUGGGGUCAACCAAGCCGGCAAGGAGGCCAACCAGCUGCUGAAUGGCACUCAUCCAGGAGUUUCCACCGGCCAGCACCAGCACGGAGGGGGCGCAACCACCACGUUAACAUCUGGAGCUUCGGUCAACAGGCCUUUCAUCAGCUUCCCAACUCUGUGGCAGAGCAUCGCCAACAUCAUUCUCUAAACUGAUGCACUGGCCUCACUCAGCAGACUGACAUUCCUGUUGUCAUACUGGCUGAAAUGACCUGGGGGACCUGGGGGUGGGGGGACAGACUUCCUGAGUCCGUAAGGGGGCUGUACUGGGAUUUGUGAAUAAAUACGCCGCCUUAUAUACUCUCA
Messenger RNA from Nyctereutes procyonoides (raccoon dog), 1981 nucleotides. It is a transcript of the gene SBSN, whose product is annotated as suprabasin. The record is from RefSeq and is a predicted model, not a curated record. The coding region runs from base 39 to 1826 and encodes 595 amino acids. The transcript has 4 exons. Lineage: Eukaryota; Metazoa; Chordata; Mammalia; Carnivora; Canidae.